AUGUCUGCUAAACCUCUCAAUUCCUUCCAGCCAGGCUCAAAGAAUAGGCAGGGCCAUUUUUAUGGGCUCAAUCCUUCAUGGUAUUCUCAGCCCAUUACACCACCUGGACAACUCGAACGCGCUAGUAGCAAAGGGUCCUUCCCAGAUGCUAGUACAUUCAAGCGAUGCUCCACAUCCUCAGCAAGUCUGUUGAGAAGUAGCCCUUCUGGGACUUCAGAGUCAGUCUCAAGCCUGGAGCUGAAACUUCACCUCUUGUUAAAGUCAAAGCCUCUGAAGCCACCGGUGUUCGACUCAAAGGAUGGUGUACAGAUUUCCGCCAGCACGUUAUCGCCGCCAUUCAGAAGGGUGGCGAGGGGCCCUGAACAUGAGGUGUUUUCAGACGUCUCAGAGAGUGAUUAUCAUUAUAUUUUAGAUGCAAUUGAAUCUGAUGACAAUCUGAUUCGCAAACCAUCAUACAUCCCUUGUCUCCAACAACUACUCGUCAAUCUGCCGACCCCAAUCCACGAAUCUAUUUCGGUGCCCCUGUGCACCACAAUGGGCAACAUCAUAUCAUCAUUACCCCUUCCAUCAGGACUCAGUACCGCCCUCCGCAUUCAUAUAAACACGAUGGUCGAAAAGGGCAAAGACAACGAGGACGAUGAAGACAAACGCAAUCUCGGCAUCCCCGACAUGCUCAUUCAACGUGAGACGAGGGAUGCGGAAUUUCAUCCGCUAUGGCUUUUCAAGGUGUCAUUCUCUCAAACUUCCGAAGCGGUGGAGGCCAAGAUGCAACUCGCUGCUAAUAAGAACCCCCACAUCGAGGGAGCCAUGCACUUCCACAUCACUGAGGCAGAACCAUCCAUAUUGCCAAGCGACGAGUGGGCUCUCGAGCAGGAGUUGGAUAGGAAGAAGGUUGUGCGCAUUAGAGAGGUUGGUGGGAGUGCAAGUGGUAGCGGAAUCGUGUCUUUCUCGCAUACCUGGCUGCAUCCCCUCAAAGUAACUGUUACGACAUGGCUCCGUCCCCCUAACAGGCAGCUGAAAAUCACCAACCAUGGUGCACAAUAUUAUGCAACCGCGGUGCUCUUCCCGCAACAAGACGCUGCUGGCCUUGAAAAUGUCCAGCGUUUACUCAAGCGCACCCUUGGAAGAAUUCGUGACUCAACGGUCCAGCAUCUGGAGGGGGAGCAUCCUCCGGGCAGUAACGACCCUCUCACCGCCUUAAUCAAACCUCUAAAGAAAUGGGCCGUUCCAAACACAGUGAUCAAUUGGGGCACUUGCAUGGACGGUUUUGAGACAGCCGCCAAGCAAAUGGGGUUCAGGAGGUAUCGUAAGUGGCACGAGAAUCUCCUGAAAUGUACUGUCGAUGAGGUCAAUGAUGCUGAGUACGUUCCACCUGCAAGCUCCAAGAGAAGGAGACGCCACUAA
Messenger RNA from Suillus discolor, 1404 nucleotides. RefSeq lists its product as uncharacterized. The transcript is spliced from 6 exons. NCBI's taxonomy places the organism in Eukaryota, Fungi, Basidiomycota, Agaricomycetes, Boletales, Suillaceae. The record is from RefSeq and is a predicted model, not a curated record. Bases 1 to 1404 code for a protein of 467 amino acids.